Messenger RNA from Erinaceus europaeus (western European hedgehog), 3773 nucleotides. RefSeq names its product RNA sensor RIG-I (gene RIGI). Gene Ontology annotation, cellular component: cytoplasm. Gene Ontology annotation, molecular function: ATP binding; zinc ion binding; double-stranded RNA binding. Lineage: Eukaryota; Metazoa; Chordata; Mammalia; Eulipotyphla; Erinaceidae. The record is from RefSeq and is a predicted model, not a curated record. The transcript has 18 exons. The coding region runs from base 173 to 2941 and encodes 922 amino acids.
UCUGCUCGCUGCUGGUUUGCAGUUUCGAUUUCACUUUAAAGUUUUGUUUCCUAGGCUGUGUCGCCUCCCCAAUGAGGCCAGUUUCUCGGAAACUCCCUUCCGGCUCUCGCUUUGGCUUUAAAGGGCCUGGGAGCGGGGCUGAAGGCUCAUCGCCGGGUGCCGGGCUGCAGGGAUGACGGCCGAGCAGCGGAGGAAUCUUCAGGCCUUCGGCGACUAUCUCAGAAAGAUGCUGGACCCCACCUGCAUCCUCAGCUACAUGGCGCCCUGGCUUAGCGAGGAUAAAGUGCAGUGUAUUCAAGCUGAGAAAAACAACAAGGGUGCAAUGGAGGCAGCUUCACUUUUUCUCAGGUGCCUGUUGGAGCUUCAGGAGGAUGGAUGGUUCCAGGCCUUUUUGGAUGCCCUUGGCCACGCAGGCUAUUCUGGACUUUGUGAGGCCAUUGAAAGUUGGGAUUUUCAAAAAAUUGACCAAUUGGAGGACUAUCGAUCACUUUUAAAGCGUCUACAACCAGAAUUUAAAAACAGAAUUAACCCAAGAGAUAUCCUUCCUGAUAUUUCUGGAUGCUUAAUUAGUCAAGAAUGUGAAGAGAUUCUACAGGUUUGUUCCAACAAGGGGAUGAUGGCAGGUGCAGAGAAAAUGGUUGAAUGCCUUCUCAGAUCAGACAAGGAGAACUGGCCAAAGGUGUUGAAAAUUGCUUUAGAGAAAGAAGAGAGCAAUUUCAGUGAACUGUGGAUUGUGGAGAAAGGUUUAGAAGAUGUUGAAACUAAAGAUAUGAAGGAUGAUGAAACAGAAACUUUUGACAUACAGAUUGUCUACCAGGAAGAAGCAGAAUAUGUGAAUCUUAGUCAGAAUUCAUGUCCUGUUUCAGAAGUUCCUCAGUCUAACAGCCCACACAAACCAAGAAAUUACCAACUAGAGCUUGCUUUGCCUGCUCAGGAAGGAAAAAACACAAUCAUAUGUGCUCCUACUGGUUGUGGAAAAACCUUCAUUUCAGUUCUUAUAUGUGAACAUCAUCUUGGAAAUUUUCCACAAGGAAAAAAGGGAAAGGUUGUCUUUUUUGCUAAUAAGCUUCCAGUGUAUGAACAGCAGAAAUUCGUGUUCUCAAAAUAUUUUGAAAGACGUGGGUACAAAGUUGCUGGCGUUUGUGGAGCAACAGUUGAAUCCAUUUCAGUGGAGCAGAUUGUUGAGAACAAUGACAUCAUCAUUUUAACUCCACAGAUUCUUGUCAACAGCCUUAACCACAGGACCAUUCCAUCCCUCUCUGUCUUUACUUUAAUGAUUUUUGAUGAAUGCCACAAUACCAGUAAACUCCAUCCUUAUAACAUGAUCAUGUUUAAUUACCUAGACCAAAAACUUGGAGGAUCUUCAGAGCCACUCCCCCAGAUCCUUGGACUGACUGCCUCAGUUGGUGUUGGGAAUGCCAGAAACAAAACUGAAGCAAUGGAAUAUAUCCUCAAAGUGUGUGCUUCUCUUGAUGUAUCAGCAAUAGCAACGGUCAAAGACAACUUGAAAGAGUUGGAGGAAAUUGUUUAUAAGCCCCAGAAAUUUUCCAGGAAAGUGCAAUCACGCACUUCUGACAGAUUUAAAAGCAUCAUAUGUCAGCUGAUGAAGGAGACAGAGAAUCUGGCGAAGAAUGUCUUUGAAGAAUUCGAUAAAUUAUCUCAGUAUCAAAGUAGAGAUUUUGGAACACAGAAAUAUGAACAAUGGAUUAUGAAAGUUCAGAAGAUGUGCGCAGUGUUUAAGAUGUCAGACAAAGAUGAAGAGAGCAGGAUUUGUAAAGCUCUGUUUUUGUACACGUCACACUUGCGGAAAUAUAAUGAUGCUCUCAUUAUCUAUGAAGAUGCACGCAUAAAGGAUGCCCUGGAUUACUUGACAGAUUUCUUCAAUGAGGUCCGAGCAGCAGGAUUUGAUGAGAUUGAACAAGAUCUCACAAGGAGAUUUGAAGAAAAAUUGCCUGAACUAGAAAUGGUUUCCAUGGAUCCCAGCAACGAGAACCCUAAACUUAGAGACCUCUGCUUCAUCUUACUAGAGGAGUACCAUUUGAAGCCAGACACAAGAACCAUUCUCUUUGUGAAAACCAGAGCACUUGUGAAUGCUUUAAAGAAAUGGAUUGAAGGAAAUUCUCAACUCAGCUUUCUAAAACCUGGCAUACUGACUGGUCGUUCCAAAACAAGUCAGACCAUAGGGAUGACGCUCCCAGCACAGAAGUCUGCAUUGGAUACAUUUAGAACCAAUGACAAUAAUAAGAUUCUGAUCGCCACAUCAGUUGCUGAUGAAGGCAUUGAUAUUGCUCAGUGCAAUCUAGUCAUCUUGUAUGAAUAUGUGGGAAAUGUCAUCAAAAUGAUCCAAACUAGAGGCAGAGGAAGAGCAAAAGGCAGCAAGUGCUAUCUUUUGACUAGUAAUGAUGAGGUCAUUGAAAAGGAAGACAUGAAUAUAUGCAAAGAAAAAAUGAUGAAUGAAGCUAUUUUAUACCUUCAGAAACUGGAUGAUGCUGUAUUUAAAGAAACGGUUUAUCAGAUACAGGUUCAAGAAAAAUCUCUCAGGGAUAAUUCAGAAAAACCAAAGCCUGAACCUGAUAAGAAAAAUAAAAAGCUGCUCUGUAGAAAGUGCAAAGCCUUUGCAUGUUGCACAGCUGAUGUAAGAGUAGUGGAGCAAUGCCAUUACACUGUGAUUGGAAAUUCUUUCAAGGAGUGCUUUGCACGCAAAUCACACAGCAAACCAGAGAACUGUGGGAGUUUUGAGAAGAAAGAAAAGAUAUUCUGUGUCAAAUGCAACCAUGACUGGGGGAUUCAUGUGAAAUAUAAGACAUUUGAGAUCCCAUUUAUAAAAAUUCAAGGUUUUGUGGUGGAAGAUAUUUUAACUGGAAUCCAGACACCAUACACAAGAUGGAGAGACUUCGAUUUUGAUAAGAAAACAUUUGAUGCUGCAGAAAUGUCUAAUUGACCUCAAGCACUGAAUACUUUGUAAGCUAACAGGGCUUAAUAGUAGUUGGGAAAUUUGCAAUACCUUAACUUCUGUUUCUAUCCUUCCUCUUAGAACCAACAACUGGGGCCAGGCAGUGGCGCAACUGGUUAAGUGCACACAUUACAGUAUGUUAGGACCUGGGUUCAACACCCUGAUUCCCACCUGUAGUAGUGUAGCAGGGCUGCAGAUGUCUCUCUGUCUCUUUCCUUAUCUUCUCAAUCAAUUUCUGUCUCUAUUCAAUAAUAAAUAAGUUUUUUUAAAAAAGAAAGUCUUAAAAUCUUAGAACCAAUAGCUCACAUACACUCAUUAGCUACUCAAUGCACAUUGCAAUGUAUGAACCAUGGAAUGCUGAAAGGUUUUCCCUAUUUUCUUUCAUUAAUCUAAUGUCUAAUGUAAAUUGGCUUUUGUACUUAACAGUCUCAAACUGUUCUUGUCAAAGUCACCAGUGACUCUGGUUGUCAAGUCCAUUGGACACUUCUUAAUUUUUCGAUUCCCUUGUUGCUUUUUAUCCUACUAAGCUACUCCUUUCUUAGAACUCACUCAUUUUUCUAUUUCUGCUAGCUAUAUUCCAGUCUUUUCUUUUUAAAGAUUUUAUUUAUUAAUUAGAAAGAUAGGAGAGAUAGAACCAGACAUCACUCUGGUACACAUGCUGCCGGGGAUUGAACUUGUGACCUCGUGCUUGAGAUUCCAGUGCUUUACCUACUGUGCCAUCUCCCGCACCACAUAUCCCAGUCUUUUCUAUUUGUUUCUUGUGUGAUCUCUAAAAUGUUAACGAUUCCAAAGUUUCAAUAAAUAUAUAAAUACACUCUCA